GGUAGUGAAUGCGCAGUGAUUUUCAACUCGCAGUAGCCCGCAGUUGCUUCCAAUGUCUCAGUUUGAAGUCCGCAAACUUCGGAAAAGUCAGAAAGAUACCGAUUGAAACUUCGAUUGGAAAUUUUGGAAGGAGUUUAACGAAGAAAGUUCGGUAGAUAUGCGCGUUUUCAGAUUUGUCAGUGCGUCCUCGCGAAGCAGAAAAAUAAAUUGUUGCCUAUUUUUUUUCGCGAGACUUGGAUAAUUACCACUACACUUUUGGACAGACUUGCGGAUAAGAUUUGGGUUUUUGUAAAUUCACGCUUUUGGAAUUAAUUGUUGCAGUUAACUUGUCUUUCUACAGAUUCUGAGCAUUUCAGUCCAACAUUAGAGCGCUUUUCCAGCGUUUUUUUUUUUCUUUUAUUCUUUGGAGCCAUGGAUCCGAGCCAGCACAACCCUCCAGCCGGCCACCAAAUCGUCCAUGUUCGGGGUGAUUCAGAGACCGAUUUGGAAGCUUUAUUUAACGCUGUAAUGAACCCGAAAAAUGCAGUCGUACCCCCUUCUCUACCUAUGAGGAUGAGGAAGCUACCAGACUCCUUCUUCAAGCCGCCAGAGCCAAAGUCCCACUCCAGACAAGCUAGCACAGACGCGGGCACGGCGGGUACCAUCACUCCCCAGCAUGUCAGGGCACACUCCUCGCCUGCCUCGCUGCAGCUCGGAGCCGUCUCGCCUGGCACGCUGGCUGGCAUGACCCCAGCGGGCACCUCCCCUCAGCACCUCCGCCAACCCUCCUACGAGAUACCUGACGAUGUCCCUCUGCCUCCAGGAUGGGAGAUGGCCAAGACGGCUUCGGGCCAGAGAUACUUCCUGAACCACAUCGACCAGUCGACCACCUGGCAGGACCCACGCAAGGCCAUGCUGCAGAUAAACCAGGCUACCCCGGGCAGCCCUGCACCCGUUCAACAGCAGAACCUCCUAAACCCGGCCUCAGGACCUCUUCCUGACGGCUGGGAGCAGGCCAUCACUGCUGAGGGAGAGAUCUACUACAUCAACCACAAGAACAAAACCACGUCCUGGCUGGACCCACGCCUUGACCCGCGUUACGCUCUGAACCAACAGCGCAUCUCCCAGAGUGCUCCAGUGAAGCCGGGAGCCCCUCUGCCCUCCAGCCCCCAGAAUGCGCCCAUCCUGGGCGGAAACAGUCAGAUGAGGCUACAGCAGCUUCAGAUGGAUAAAGAGAGACUGCGACUCAAGCACCAGGAACUGCUCCGCCAGAGACCUCAGGAACUGGCACUGAGGAACCAGUUGGCCACUAGCAUGGAGCAGGACGGAGGCAGCCAGAACCCAGUGUCAUCACCCAGCAUGCCACAGGACGCCCGCAGUAUGACCACCAACAGCUCUGACCCUUUCCUCAACAGUGGGACGUAUCACUCCAGAGACGAGAGCACAGACAGUGGCCUGAGUAUGAGCAGCUACAGUGUUCCACGCACUCCAGACGACUUCCUCAACAGUGUGGAUGAGAUGGAGACAAGUGACUCCCUCGGCCCUGCUUCUAUGGCGACGCAGCCAAACCGUUUCCCUGACUACCUGGAUGCCAUCCCCGGCACCGACGUGGACCUGGGCACGCUGGAGGGCGAGAGCAUGGCGGUGGAGGGUGAGGAGCUGAUGCCUAGCCUGCAGGAGGCCCUGAGCUCCGACAUCCUCAACGACAUGGAGUCGGUGCUGGCAGCUACCAAGAUUGACAAGGAGAGCUUCCUCACCUGGCUAUAGGCGUCCUGCUAGCACCACCACGCCACCCCCUUCCACACACACCGAACUGCUGCCUGGUCACAUCUGUGGAGGAGGUGUAGAUGCUUUGCUAUGUUUUCUUCCCCCUCCCCUCCUUAAAGGACAUUUCACUCCCAUGGACUUUGCUCUCGUUUUCCUCCCACAUUCGGCACUCACGGCUUGUACGCAGUUGUAGAGGCAGAGUUUUUCUUCUUCUUUUUUCCCCCCAUGUCUGCAUCCUCAAGGCUGGCCCAUGAACAGACGAUUACUUACAAGAACCCGCAUCUCCCUCAUAGCUGAUAGUCUGUGUGUUUUCCCGCUCUGAGCGCGUUUCUCUGAGGGCUUUGUCGUUCGGCCGAGAGUGCCGAACCCUCAUCAGGUUCCUCCGUGACCCCACACUCUAACCCACCCACAGCCAGAACCAGCCCUGCAUCCUCUCUUCCCACCUUCAGUUAUCGUGAUCCUGGCAAACCAAAAGGAGCAGUAGGCCUAGAUAUCUAGCUGUGGCUUAUAAUGGGAUGGAGCUCUUGAUCUCUGAGGGGGUUGAACCUGUGGCUUUGGGAAAGCGAGUGUCCCUGCUUGGCUGUGCCAGCACAUCUAACUAGGAACCUGUAAUCAAGUGCCUUCAGUUUAUCACUUAAUCUCUUAGUGGAGCAACUAAAACAUCAUGUUUCUUCUUUAUCUUUUUAUAAGGUAGUACACCUUAUAUUUCAGAACAAAAUCAACCACAUUCUUUUCUAUUUACCAUUUUCAUUAAUCAAAAAUUGUCUUUCAAAGGUUAUAUAAAAUGUAUUAUGUUGGGAAUUAGGAGUCUUUUUUAUAAACCAUAGCCUGUUUGUAUGACAGUCUUAUUUAAGUCUGAUUUUUAUUUUUUUCCUUUUUUUUUGACUUGAUUAUUGCAUUUGUGUCUGAUUUGAUCAAACUGAUUAGUUUCUCACUAUACCUGAUUUCUGUUGGUUGUCUUUUGCCACUCUAACAUCAUUUGCCUUCCAGCACAUUUCUUAUGUCUACUAAAAUGGCAGAUAUCAUGGAAUAUCAUUUGAAUACACGAAACCAAUUGAUGCUAUUACCCAGUAAUCAGUGGAGAAUGGUCUCCCUAGAUUGAAAUCUUUUUUUGUAUACCAGUAUCUAGUUUUUAUUAUUUUUGCAUAUUUAAUGACAGUAUCCUAUGAACUGACAGCCAAAUGCAAGGAACAAACAGGUCAAUGGAACUUGGCUCAGCUGUAACUUGUGAACAGCAUGAACUAGAGGAUGGAUGCCUUUGCUCUGGGACCCUUUAUAAGCGAUGACCUUCAGACUGGUGUACAAUGCUGAUGAAGCAAUGGUGGCUGGAAGUGAUGGUUCUGCUAUGUUUUAGAUGGUUAAGCAAGUCUUGAGGGUUAGUGGUGUAGAGUAGCGCUUAGAUGGUACUUGAUUUGGGAAUUGUGGUUAUGGAUGAUGGUUGCUGUAGACUAAUGGAAACAAUCAGUUAUGAUUUCUGUCAGGAUUUUUUUUUUUUUUUUUUAAAGGCUUCCAAAGAAUUUUGUUUUGGUUUUUUUUUUUUGUUUGGUUUUGUUUUUUUUCCUGUUAAAAAAAACAAAUAAUUUAUCAUAUUCUUUUGUGUAACAUAUGGCAUAAGCUAAUGAAAAAAACUCCAGCUGAUGACUUAACGGUGGAUAUUUGAUUAAUUAUUUUCUCACAAUCUCCCAUACUGAUUCCGUACUAGACAUUGGUUGAGCAAGUUACCUAUAACUGUUACCUACCACGGCCUUGUCCGAAUCGUUUACAUUGAUGUAGAGAGAAACACUACAGAAAACUCUUCAACGACAAUAUUAUUGCGAAUGCUUUAUACAGUGACAAGAUGUGUAUUUUCAAAUGUUUACAAGAUUAUUGCCCCUACACUACGUAAUGUUUCAGUGAUGACAUUCUAAAUGUAUUUUUGUUUAGUUAAGGUUUUGAUGUACUAUGGUUUAUUUGAUGUUCUACAUAUAUCCCUACAUUUACAGAUGAAUUUUUCCUUUGAGUCCAUGUGAACAAUGAUCAAUGAUCAAAAUUUGUGAUCAAAUCAGGCAAGCUGUGCCACUGUGAUAUGUGAAAAAAUGCUAAGUAAUAUCUGUAGAGUAAAAUCUAUUUUGCAGAAGUAUAGUAUUGAUGGCGAACACUAGUGAGGUAAAACAGUGUUGGAGAAAGCAAUGCAACAAAUUUUUAUAAAUUGUUGGUACAGUGCUGGUGUUGCACGUUUAAAAGAACAUUGCGUAAAAUGUGUAUGUUACUUAAACAUGACUUUAUGCGUAGUUAGUGUGCAGCUCUCAAAAAUAUAUAAUAACUUUACAGUUUGUAGUGGUAGUACUAAUCAGCCAAGUUAAAGGAUUGGUAUUUAGAUCUCUCUAAAUGCACAAAGAAUGAAUUUAUCCAUUUAUGACCUUUUUCUUUUUUAAAAUAGAUGUAUGUGCAUGUAUCUUAAAACCUUAUGUUCUGUUACAGUCUAUCUCUUUGCAUAAUACUUUAAAAUGGGUCUGUAAUAAAGUAUAUACUUUGUUGUA
This is a messenger RNA of Electrophorus electricus (electric eel), 4265 nucleotides long. It is a transcript of the gene yap1, whose product is annotated as Yes1 associated transcriptional regulator. The record is from RefSeq and is a predicted model, not a curated record. Gene Ontology annotation, molecular function: protein binding; transcription coactivator activity. Lineage: Eukaryota; Metazoa; Chordata; Actinopteri; Gymnotiformes; Gymnotidae. Gene Ontology annotation, biological process: positive regulation of transcription by RNA polymerase II; hippo signaling. Gene Ontology annotation, cellular component: cytoplasm; nucleus.